Molecule: messenger RNA, 903 nt
Organism: Elephantulus edwardii (Cape elephant shrew)
Lineage: Eukaryota; Metazoa; Chordata; Mammalia; Macroscelidea; Macroscelididae
Gene: RAB36
Product: RAB36, member RAS oncogene family
Exons: 11
Coding region: 1-903 (300 amino acids)
Molecular function (GO): GTPase activity; GTP binding
Source: RefSeq, a predicted model, not a curated record
AUGCGCGAAGCAAGAUGGGGCGCGCGCAAGGGCUUCCAGGGGUGCGCGGUGCAGGAUGGGCGCGCGCGCAAGGGCUCCCAGGGUUGCGUGUCCAGAAGGAUGAGGUCCUCCUUGAGGUCUUUCGGGCCGCCUGUGAGCCGGGACCGUGUCAUUGACAGCUUCCCUAAGUGGUACACACCAGCUGCCUGCCUGCAGCACAAGGAACAUUUCCAUGGACGGGUCAGCGCAGCUUGUGACCGCGGGGACACAGGGACAGUCGGCCUUAGGCUCUCCAAGGUGGUGGUCGUGGGGGACCUCUAUGUUGGGAAGACCAGCCUCAUCCACAGGUUCUGUAAGAAUGUUUUUGACCGUGACUACAAGGCCACUAUUGGGGUCGACUUCGAGAUUGAGCGCUUCGAGAUUGCAGGGGUACCCUACAGCCUCCAGAUCUGGGACACGGCCGGACAGGAGAAGUUCAAGUGUAUUGCAUCUGCCUACUACCGGGGAGCCCAGGCAAUCAUCACGACCUUUGACCUUUCUGAUGUACAGACCCUGGAGCACACCAGGCAAUGGCUAGAGGAUGCACUGCGGGAGAACGAGCCGGGCUGUAGUGCCGUCUUCCUGGUGGGGACCAAGAAGGACCUUCUGUCAGGGGCAGCAUGUGAGCAGGUAGAAUUGGAGGCUGUACGCCUGGCCAAUGUGAUGCAGGCCGAAUACUGGGCAGUGUCAUCCAAGACCGGGGAGAAUGUGAAGGCCCUGUUUAGCCGUGUGGCUGCCCUGGCCUUCGAGCAGUCAGUCCUGCAGGAGCUGGACAGGAGGAGCAGUGCCCGGCUCCAGGUCGGCGACGCAGGCCUCAUCCGAAUAGAGGGGAUCCCGCCUGAGGUGCAGGAACAGGGAAGGCCCCCCAGCCUGGGCUGCUGCUAG